Anthostomella pinea is the source of this 636-nucleotide messenger RNA. The record is from the annotation of a GenBank genome assembly. NCBI's taxonomy places the organism in Eukaryota, Fungi, Ascomycota, Sordariomycetes, Xylariales, Xylariaceae.
AUGAGGCUCUCGGCGGUUUGUUGCCUUCAGAUACUAUCAGCGACAGCAUUUGCCCACGUUGCCACCCGUCCCAACGGCAUCCGAUCCGAGUCCGAUCCCCAAUUGCCCCUCAUGCCUGCGCUACCGCCCUCGAAGCCCUCCGAUCCUCAGCAGUCGCAGCCGCCGCCGCAAGGACGAGUCCUGAUAUCAGACGUGAUGGGCCGCGAUCGCAGCAUCAACAUAUUCGCCAGCUUCACACGGGAUAUAGCUUCGAUAUCGAGCCGUCUCGACUCCUCCUUGGAGAACAGCACCGUUCUCGCCCCGCUCAACUCCGCCGUCGAGAGGCUGCCGCGCAAGCCGUGGGAGGACCCCAGGGAAUACGACGCGUUCGGCGCUAAUGCGUACGAAGGGGGUGAUGGCAAAGACAGGGCACAGCGGAACCUGCGGAGAUUUGUCGAGGCGCAUGUGGUCCCGGCCAGCCCGUGGGCCGAGAAGGAGAAGGUCAAGUCAUUACUGGAUGGGGACCGGGAGAUCUGGUGGGAGAUGAAGGACGGCGUCAAAGUGAUAAAACCCGACGAUAUCGAGGUCCAGAGUAUCGCUAGCCGAGUUGGCAAUGGUGAGGUGUGGAUAUUGAAGGAAACCCGGAACUACGCAUAG